ACGACAAGCUGCAGGAAAGCAUGGCUCUUGAUUCUUGAAGAGCCGGAUGCAGCUACACGUAGCCGUUUGAAGCAGGUGGCAACAAAAGGUUGUUAUCUUGGAUUGUGGCACGUGGAGUUGCUGUUCUUGCUGCGGCUUCUGGCAAUGGAACAGUUGAUGAAGAAAUAUAUGAUCAUUUGGACGGUGAUAACGACCGCAAUUUGCCAGUUUUCUGGCAGGAAACACAAUGUUUGGAAUUGCCUCUCAAGGAUGUGGAGCAUCUUCAUUGGUCUGUUUCCUAUCCACUUCCAAACCAAAUCUCCAGUACAGAUGAAAUGCAGUGGGUGGGUGAACAGAGAAGAUCAAGAGGACAACCGUGAGCGAAAAGUUCAACCCACGCAGUCGGCACUUGGCACCACCAUUCCGCCACCCAAGUACAACAAGUACGAUUAUAAUAACAUAUUAUGUUCGAAAAUUUCUUUCUUGAAACUAAAGUUUUUAACAGCGUUCAAUUCAAUUAUUAGUGACAAUUUAACCAGUUGUAAAUUUUCAAAAGAAGUCGAUCUGUCCUUGGCGAGUUCGGUAUGGACGGCGCACUCAAAGCCAUGUGAUAGUACAGUAUGUUCUUAUAGUUUUGCAGUGAAAUGCGGGUAAAAAAAUUGAUGGAUUAUCCACUGCGCAUGUUAGUCUCUGCUGAAAGUAGAAUAUAGACUUGGUAUAGUUUU
Jatropha curcas is the source of this 704-nucleotide messenger RNA. RefSeq lists its product as uncharacterized. NCBI's taxonomy places the organism in Eukaryota, Viridiplantae, Streptophyta, Magnoliopsida, Malpighiales, Euphorbiaceae. The record is from RefSeq and is a predicted model, not a curated record.